AUGGCGCCUCCCCUGAUCACAGGAGUGCCGCUGCGGGAAGCCGUGGCGCGGAUAGGAAGCAGGAGGUACUGGGAGGAGCUUUGCCCCUACCUGCAUAUCGACAACAAGGGGCUCAGUACCAAGAGAAAGCUCAGCAAGGGGGAGCGCGUGAGGGUCAAGCAGGAGCUGGUGGAGGAGGGGUACUCCAAGGUGGGCGGCUGCGAACUCCUCGACAUGUCGCACGUGGAGCUGCUGAGACGAGGGAUCGAGGACCUGGUGGCAGAAGGCUGGCCGCCAACCUUCAUCGGGCUAUACGAUGAGUGUUGGCAGGCGGUCGGGGCGAUGCAGAACAACUUGAAGCAGGUGACGGACGGCAGGAACUCCUGCAACUUCGACGUGGUCGCCUGGCACGUCGACCCGAGCAAGGGACAGCACGGCUUCUCUCCCCAUCGAGACAGGCAGCCAGAAGACUGGGUACCCCGGGGCCUCCCCCAUGACGUGGAGGCGACUUUCGUCAAGGACGAGGAGGGGAACCUUGUGGCCAAGUACGUCACCUGUUGGCUGGCCCUGACCGAGGCCUCUCCUGACAACUCCUGCCUCAACUUCGUCCCAGCUCCUCAUGAUCCGGGGUACUACCAAGGGGAUGUAGAGGAGCAGGACCCCAUGGAGAGAGUGUUCUCAUGCAGGAAGGAAGCAUAUCAGCAUAUCCGAUCCGUACCCCUCAGCCCAGGAGGAUGCACUUUCCACACUCACAGGAUCAUCCACUGGGGAUCUGCAGCAAAGCCCAACGCAGCUUCCCGGCCGAGGAUCUCACUCUCCUGCGCCUUCAGCACCAGCGACUUUGAGAAGGCGUACGUGCUCAAGGAGGAGGCCCGGAGCUUUUCUCAGUUCGACUUCGAUCUCCGCCUGGCCCUCUGUGCCGGUCAGAUGAUCAACUAUGGCGACCGAUUCCUGAACGAGCUGGGGCCCCACGUGCUACGAGUUUAUCAUCGCGUUUUCUCCUCCCUGUCGCAUCUCUUCUCCGACGAGUUGUUCUCCUUGGACUACUUCCCUUGUUGUGAUGAGGUUCGCAGGUACCAAGCGGAGAUCGGCAACAAGUACGUCCAACUUGCAAGCAGCGUGCAAGACAAGAUGGAAGAAGACAUCAACGCAACGGCCAAGAAGCCAGGAGAGGAGGACGAGGACGAGGACGAGGACGAGGACGAGGAUAUCCUCGACUCAGCGCUUGACUCCAUCCUCAGCGCCAAGGUGAAAGGGAUGAAGGGCUUUGUGGAUGAUUUCGAAGACAUUUACGGACAUGCCGACUUUCCGGCAGAUCGCAAGGAGAUGCAGAGGAAGCAGAGGAAGCAGCUGCCGGCCAAGUUCUUUGGACGUGUGUCGCGUAUCCGCGGCAUCCUGAAGGGUCAGGGAUCGAAGAAGAAGAGGGGAGGGAAACGUGGCGACUGA
This is a messenger RNA of Guillardia theta CCMP2712, 1425 nucleotides long. RefSeq lists its product as hypothetical. Bases 1 to 1425 code for a protein of 474 amino acids. The record is from RefSeq and is a predicted model, not a curated record. NCBI's taxonomy places the organism in Eukaryota, Cryptophyceae, Pyrenomonadales, Geminigeraceae. The transcript is spliced from 2 exons.